Carassius carassius (crucian carp) is the source of this 2018-nucleotide messenger RNA. RefSeq names its product intraflagellar transport protein 57 homolog. NCBI's taxonomy places the organism in Eukaryota, Metazoa, Chordata, Actinopteri, Cypriniformes, Cyprinidae. Gene Ontology annotation, cellular component: Golgi apparatus; cilium; intraciliary transport particle B. Gene Ontology annotation, biological process: intraciliary transport; non-motile cilium assembly. The coding region runs from base 154 to 1380 and encodes 408 amino acids. The transcript has 11 exons. The record is from RefSeq and is a predicted model, not a curated record.
UCCUGGCGACAGUAACUACAACAUCCCGAGUCCGCUUUUGCAGCUUGGAUAUCAGAAACAACUGAUAUAAAAAAUACACGGAGAGAAGAAGAGACCUAUACCUGUAGUCAUAUCUGUGAUAUUUAAGCGUGUUGAAAGUGAGUUGAGACAGGGAUGGCGGAGGAAGAAGAGCGCGGACCCGGUUCGGUUUUUCAGACGUUUGUGCUGAUGGAGGAUCUUCUGGAUAAACUUAAGGUUCUGGAUUAUGAACAGCAUGUUCUGGAUAAACACAACAUCAAACCCCUUUCCAGGCAUUAUUUUGUCUCUAGCCCUCAUGUGUUGUCAAAUCCUGGAGAGCAGUUCUAUAUGUUCAGUGUAAUUGCUGCCUGGUUGAUUUCUCUGUGCGGCCGGCCGUUUGACACACCGCAGGAAUAUGAUGACCCCAACGCCACUGUCUCCAACAUCCUGUCUGAGCUGCGUGCCCUGGGAGGCCAGGUUGAUUUCCCCCCAUCUAAGCUGAAGUCUGGGUCUGGAGAGCAUGUCGUUUAUGUUCUAGAUCAGCUGGUAGAAAAGGCGCUAAAAAGUAAAGGAUUCACCUGGGACAGGCCGAUAUACCCGUCUGUGGAGGUGGAAGACGAGUGUGUGCAGGAAGAUGAUGCUGAGCUCACACUCAGUAAAGUUGAGGAAGAAAUUACACAGGAGGAUGAGGAGUAUGAAGAAGAGGAUGGCCUUGAUUUAGAUGCAUUGAAGACCAGAACCAAUCCGAGUGAACUCAGUGGAUGGAGGCCUGCGGUGGUUCUGGAGUCAGAUGUUGAUGCCGCUGAAUGGAAUCUGGAGGUGGAGCGAGUUCUUCCACAACUAAAAGUCACCAUUCGAACCGACAACAAGGAUUGGAGGAUUCAUCUUGAUCAAAUGCAUCAACAUCAAGAAGGCAUCAACACAUCCUUGCAAGAUGCCAAGGGGUGUCUCUUUAAAUUGAGGGAGGACAUCAGUAAAACACUGGAGAAAGUGAGCAGUCGUGAGAAAUAUCUCAACACUCAGCUUGAGCAUCUUAUUUCAGAGUACCGCCAGGCACAAGCACAGCUCAACAAGGUAAAGGAGCUUUAUCAGCAAGCCAGUGGAGGCGUCACAGAGAGAACCAGGAUUCUAGCUGAAAUCAGCGAAGAGCUAGAAAAAGUCAAACAGGAAAUGGAAGAGAAAGGCAGCAGCAUGUCUGAUGGAGCUCCAGUGGUGAAGAUCCGUCAGAGUCUUACCAAGCUGAAGCAGGAGAUCGAGCAGAUGGAUGUUCGGAUGGGAGUGGUGGAGCACACGUUACUGCAAGCCAAACUCAGAGAGAAAAACAACAUGACCAGAGACAUGCAUGCGACACACCUCUUAGAACCCAACACACAAACUUACUGAGAAACUUACUGUUGGUUAUAUUUGGUGUUUAAAUAAGUGUAAAUAACUAAAUAUCUAGUAUUGAACAAUAAAGUAAAUAUUCUCACUACUAUAAGCUUUGCUCUCAAAGUUUGCAGAAGUCUCCGGAGAAAGAGAGAAGGGUGUUGGUUACAGAGGAUCCUGAGCUAAGCAUUACACACACAUGUAACCGUUCCAUGAUGUCAUCCUCACACCCUGCACAGAAACACUAGAGAUUAUUCUGGUCUGCACAUGCCCAAGUUAUCAGUCCACAUCCUGAGGAAACAUUUGCUGUGUCUGUUUUCUGCCUAAGAACAAUGAACUUUUUGUUGUAUUUCUUUAUUGAAUUGUAAUAUUUGUAGGAAUUCUCAAUUAUAAAUAGUACUUAUUUGCAGCAACUGUAAAUGGUAUGAUACCACUGAUCUAUAUAUUCUCUAUUAUAGAUGUAUAGUCUGUAAUACCCAUUAUCCAAAUGACUAUUCUUAAUUGUGAUUCCAAAUUAUUAAUAAUAAUCCCAUGAACUUUCUACAAAUUUACAACUUGCCUUUUACUGACCGGUACUAAAAGCUGAAAUAAAAUCAGAAGCACUGUUACAGGUUUGUAGGCUAUCUGUUGCCUGUUGAACUCAUAGAAGUUUUUUU